AUGGCACCUUUCCUCUCCAACACCGAGGUAGAGGUAUCCAAUCCUAGUUCUGCCAAACCAAGGCUUUACAUCCUAAGUGAUUUUCACCCAGAUGCGGUGAAAUACGCGCAAUCCCUCUUUGAUUGCGUCUUGUUCGAGGACCCCAGGGGUGCCCACUGGCGUUCCGAUGCGACCGCCAUCCUCAUCAAGGAUUACUAUAUCACGGAGAAAGACCUUAUUGCCGCUCCACAGCUAAAGGUUGUUGGGAAGCAAGGUGUCGGACUUGACAAAGUCGACGUCGAUGCUUGCAAAAAGCACGGCGUCGAGGUCUUUAACACUCCGGGCGUCAAUGCCGGAGCUGUGGCCGAGAUGACUAUGUGUCUUGGGUUUUCCGUUGCUCGGCAAGUCCCGCAGCUGUGUUUGAGGCAGAGAGUGGAAGGCGAGGUGAUCAGAAAGGAGACUGUCAACGGCUUGCUGCUUUCGGGCAAGACCAUUGGCGUUAUCGGCAUGGGGAAUAUCGGCCAGGCCGUUGCCCGCAUGUUUUAUGGUGGCCUUGGAUGUCCGAUCGUUACGUAUGACCCGUAUCAUCCUGGGGGCUCUGGGCCGUGGGACCAUAUCCCACAUACGCGGGUUGACGUUCUGGAUCAGCUGCUACAGCGAUCAGAUGUGGUCACAAUUCAUGUUCCAUUGACACCUUCAACCAAAGGGUUGAUCUCGUACCCGCAGCUACAGAAGAUGAAGCGAUCAGCUGUUCUGCUAAAUACAGCUAGGGGUGGAAUCGUUGAUGAAGAUGACCUGGCCAGAGGCUUAGAGGAAGGUCUAAUAUGGGGAGCCGGAUUUGAUUGUCAUGUUGAAGAGCCUCCGACUAAGAAGACGUAUGAAAGACUCUGGUCACACCCCCAGUUUGUGGGAACACCACACAUUGCUGCCGCCACAGAUGAAACGCAGAUCGCUACCAUCAAUGCAGCCACGGAUAAGGUUUACAAGUUCCUAGUUAGAUGA
Clonostachys byssicola is the source of this 981-nucleotide messenger RNA. Lineage: Eukaryota; Fungi; Ascomycota; Sordariomycetes; Hypocreales; Bionectriaceae. The record is from the annotation of a GenBank genome assembly.